Ipomoea nil (Japanese morning glory) is the source of this 1258-nucleotide messenger RNA. RefSeq lists its product as uncharacterized. The transcript is spliced from 6 exons. Lineage: Eukaryota; Viridiplantae; Streptophyta; Magnoliopsida; Solanales; Convolvulaceae. The record is from RefSeq and is a predicted model, not a curated record. Bases 30 to 1016 code for a protein of 328 amino acids. Gene Ontology annotation, molecular function: protein binding.
AUCUCCAACAACAGCUUUCUUCUCCGGCCAUGGCUGUACUCGUCAGGGAAGAUGGGGUUUCAUUAUCAACUACAGACGCAGCGCCCAGUCACUUCAUGUUCAAGAUCCAAUCCGUGUCGUCACUUGCAAAACACCAAAUACAGAAAUACACUUCAGCUCAGUUCGAAGCCGGAGGCUACAAAUGGAAGUUGAUUUUCUACCCAAAUGGAAACAACCGGAAGGGUGUUACAGACCACAUAUCUAUGCACCUAGCCAUGGCGGAAACCAGUUGUUUUCAACCCGGGUGGGAAGUCCACGCCGUGUUCCGCCUCUUCUUGCUUCAUCAAAACAACGAUACCUAUUUGGUCAUCCGAGACGCGCAGGAAAAAGGGAGGCGGUUUCGUGAGACGAGGACGGAGUGGGGAUUCGACAGAAUCGUCCCGACCAAAAUGUUCCAUAACGGUUCAUACGGGUUUGUGGUGGACGAUGUAUGCGUGUUCGGCGCGGAGGUUUAUGUGCAUAAAGAAAUCAAAUUCCCAGAAGGGGAAACAAGAUUCCCCAGAGGAGAGUGUUUGUCAAUGUUUAAAGACCCCCACCUCGUUAAGUACUCAUGGACAAUUCCCAAAAUUUUUGGCACUCUCAGCAAGCCUGAUGACUACCACGAGUCCCCCACUUUCCAACAAUGGAAAAUGCGGAUAUAUCCUAAUGGAAAGGAGUCAAAGGACGAGAAUGGCACCCACUUAUCCUUAUCCUUACAUAUGGUUUUGGGUGAUAAACCCAUGAACCCAACUUCUCGCAUAUAUGCAAAGUUCACACUACAUUUGGUUGAUCGCCAUCACCGCAAAAAUUGGAUCGUUGAAGGAAGUCGGUGGUUCGAGCCCUCAAGCCCCAAAAGUAGUUUUUAUGAAUGGCCGAAGGUGAUAAGUAAGGAGUAUUUCAAGACGCAUACGGCAGGCUUUUGGUCGGAGUCCAAAGACGAAUGCACCAUAGAAGCUGAAGUGAGAGUGCAUGGGGUGACUGCACCUCUUCUAUCUUGACCAUAUAAACUAACUUCCAAAUGAAGAUUAUAUUACAAUCUAAUUAAUAUUAUCUAAAAUAAUUGUGAUUGAAUCCAAGUAUAUAUCUUAUAUUUUAUAUGUCAUGCUAUAUUUCAAGUAAUAGUUGAACUCUAGAAAAACAGAGAAGUACAGAGAGUAUUUUAUGAUUGUGAUUUGAUAAAUUUGUGAACUUUGAGUUAGUUGUGUUUUAGUAUUUUAGUCAUUUUUUUUUUUAAAUUUUU